CGUAACAGUACACAGGCUUGUGCUCCUGGCGUAAGUGAGAGAUUGCCAUUGUUGUACGCAGUAAUGAAGGCAGUCGUUGUUUCACGAUGGGCAGUGUUUGCAUCUGAGGCCUAUCAGAGCUGUAAGGGCUGCUGAUGGAUCGCGGGUGAAAGACGAGAUUACACGGAAGCACCUGCCCCCAUAAAGGCGAGCUUGCCGCCUUCCAAGGGCAAUUGCACAGUUUCUCGCCACUUCCACAACCGCAUUCACUCUUUUCAAUAGUGUUCAGCGCGCCUUUCGCUCGUUUGUUUGUUAGUGGCGCUCCGCGCACGGCUUCUGCUACCCGACGCCUCGCUGUGGUUUCCCUGCUGCGCAGUGCACUAGCAGUGUUGACGAUACGAUUAUUGUAAAAGUGUGGAGCUGCCCGCUGCUUACCUGUCGCACGAAGCCCACCCACUCGUUCUUUGUACUGUGUACGCGUACGCGCUCUACGUUGUCGCAAUCAUGCCUUCGCUCAUUCGCUCGCUCGUACUCCUCCCCGCCCUGCUCUCGAGCAUCGUCCACGCCGUAAACCCCGUCGAGGUCCGCGGCCAGGACUUCGUCGAUACUGUCACAAACAAGCGAUUGAUGAUCGUUGGCGUUGACUACCAGCCUGGAGGUCAAGCCGGAUACAAGCCGACAGCGAAACAAGAUGCCCUCACAGACGCAGAUGUGUGUCUUCGUGACGCGGUGGUCAUGCAGAAGCUGGGUGUGAACACCAUUCGUGUCUACAACGUCGACCCCACACUCGACCACUCUGAGUGCAUGUCCAUCUUCAAUGCCGCUGGUAUCUACCUGAUUCUCGAUGUCAACUCGCCUCUCUCUGGCGAGAGCAUCAACCGCGCCGAACCGUGGACAUCGUACCACAAGGACUACCUUACGCGUAUCUUCGGUGUCGUCGAGAACUUCAAGGCCUUCCCCAACACCCUCGCCUUCUUCGCUGCCAACGAAGUCAUGAACGACCUCUCCACUGCCGAGUAUAACCCCAUGUACAUCCGAGCUGUUCAGCGUGACCUGAAGAACUACAUCAAGAACCAUGUCGAUCGCACGAUCCCUGUCGGUUACUCUGCUGCUGAUGUGCGCGAGAUUCUGCACGAUACCUGGGCUUACAUGCAGUGCUCCCACAACGAUGACCAGUCUUCGUCUGAUUUCUUUGGGCUCAACUCGUACAGUUGGUGUGGUGAGGGUGAUAUGCAGAGCUCUGGCUACACCGACUUGGUCAAUAUGUUCCAGAACUCGGCCAUCCCCGUCUUCUACUCCGAAUACGGCUGCAAUAAAGUCCAGCCCCGUAUCUUCACUGAAGUCGAGGCUCUCUACGGCAGCCAGAUGACCUCGCUCAGCGGCGGUCUGGUCUACGAGUACUCUCAGGAAGAGGCAGACUACGGUCUUGUCGUCAUCAAUGAGAACGGCACUCUGUCCCUUCGUGAGGACUUCGACAACCUUCAAGGGCAGUUCAACAAGCUGGACCUUAGCCUUAUCCAGUCGACGAACGCAUCGAGCACCAACAUUCAGCCCCCUGAGUGCAGCAUGGACCUGAUCACAGCUGAAGAAUUUAGCAAGAACUUCACUAUCCCAGCCGUCUGCCCUGGAUGCGCGGAUAUCAUCAAGAACGGUAUCAGCAAUCCUAAGAACGGCAAGCUCGUUGAUGUAACCGACACCAAGCCCAAGCAGGCUGUAUAUGGAUCCAAUGGUGUUCAGGUCCAGAACCUAGAGCUCACGAAGCUGACCGAGGCCAACACACCAGGCGGUUCGAAUUUCAGCUCAGGAACAGCAUCAGGAACAGCUAGCGGCACCGCAGCUCAGCCAUCAGCGACAAAGACUGGUUCUGCUAGUAGUAUGUCGAUGGGUGGCUGGUGCAGCAUGAUUGUUCUUGGUGCUUUGCUGACUGCUAUGCUUAACUAGGCGACGAGACCACUCCCAUACCGACGUCGACCCCAACAGCAAAGGGCGAUGCAUCAAGUUUCGGCGGUAGCCAGUCGCUCUGGUUCACACUGGUGACGAUCUGGCUUGUUGCGAUCUGAGGCAUUUUGAAUAGCGGGCGCGAUACAGCAUCACAGACAGCGACGACAUCAUUUUCAAGCGACAAUCUUUCGAGAAUAAUGGGCUAAGAUAAGGCCAUUCGCGGCCAGGAUUGGCGAAUCUUCUUUCGUGUAUAUGGUUGGACGAUGUAUACCCCUUCUUGUAGCCCUCCCUGUGGGUUGGUUGUUCACUUCUUCAAAGAUACUUUUCUACGUCUACGAAAACAUCUAAUGCAUCCCAAUGACUAUUUACU
This is a messenger RNA of Macroventuria anomochaeta, 2290 nucleotides long. Its product is annotated as glycoside hydrolase family 72 protein. The transcript is spliced from 4 exons. Bases 484 to 1920 code for a protein of 478 amino acids. NCBI's taxonomy places the organism in Eukaryota, Fungi, Ascomycota, Dothideomycetes, Pleosporales, Didymellaceae. Gene Ontology annotation, biological process: fungal-type cell wall (1->3)-beta-D-glucan biosynthetic process. Gene Ontology annotation, molecular function: 1,3-beta-glucanosyltransferase activity. The record is from RefSeq and is a predicted model, not a curated record. Gene Ontology annotation, cellular component: cytoplasm; fungal-type cell wall.